AAAAAUUCCUGGAAUUCCAAUGUUCUUUUUUUGAAAAAUUACCAUUAAUAUCGGACGUCAUACGUGAACGACCCCGAGGGGUGUUACUGAAAAAUCUUCAUUGGGGUCAUAUUUAUUAUUUGUGUCUUUCUGAGUUUGACCUUAUCUGUCCUCUAAAUGUAAGGGAAUUAAUUGACUUAUCAGUUCAGAUAAAAUAUUUAAAAUAAUUAUAAAUUUUUUUCAAUUGCUUUAAACAUCAUUUAUUACCUAUUUUUAAGCAUCUAUAAGUGAACCCCCCAAUUGUUCAAUAAAGAUCCAAAUCAGUUCUCAGAAAGGUUAAUUAAAAAACCUGAACAUUGAUAACGACGAAAGACUUAUAAAACUGAUGGAAAAUUCAACAAUAUUUCAGUAAUCGAAUUCAAUUCGACUUUUAAUAAUGGAUUCAAAAUUUGCUGCUCUGAUAAUAUUUAUUUCAAUAAGUUACCAUCAAGCCUGUGGACAAAAGCUUAAUUGUUCAUUUAGCAUUGGUCAUCAAUCUGUUUACUCUUGCUUUCUUAAAGUAGAUAAUCCAAAUGGACUUGCUAAUUUUACCGAGAUUACAGGAACACAUUUACCUGAGAUGACUAAUGAAGACGUCACAAAAGUUGCGUAUGGUUCUCUUAAAAAUACAACAACACCUCCGCCAAUAGUCUGUGAGACAUUUCAAAACCCCACUGAAGUUUUCAUAACAGAAACUGUUAUCAAAUCUAUCAAGGAUUCAUUUCGAUAUUGUAGCAAGCUCAAAAAAAUUGAAAUAUACCUUAAUAAUUUAUUUCAAAGAGAUAGCAUGGAGAUUGACGAAGACGCAUUUGUUGGGAAUCCUGAACUUCGCCUUAUUAGUGCUUGGAAUAAUCGCAUAAAAUCGUUACACGAAAAUGUUUUCAGAAAUCAAAAUAAAUUAAUGUACUUAUGGCUUAAUAAUAAUGAAAUUUCUGAUCUAGGAGAUGAUAUUUUUCUUCCACUCCACAAUCUCCUUCAAUUAGACCUUUGGUCAAACCAAAUUAAGGUGAUGAAAAGGAAUUGGUUCCGAAAUCUUACAAAAUUAGAAGACCUUUGGAUAGCCGUAAAUCAAAUUGAAAGUCUGCCACCAAAUGCAUUCAACAACAUGGUUAAUUUAAAAAUGCUUGCUUUAAGCGCAAAUGAGCUCAAAGAAUUACCCAAUAACAUCUUCAGUUCAUUAAAAAGUUUAAAAAUAAUUUAUUUAGAACAUAAUAAGCUUAAAGAAAUUCAUUCUGAAUCGUUUGGAUAUUUACUAAACUUAACUCAUAUUUAUCUUACCAAUAAUCAAAUUGAUGCCAUCGAUGAAAGACUUAUUAAUAAUACUGGCGUUACUUAUAUUGAUAUGAGGAACAACACAUGUGCUAAUGUCAAUAUCACUGAUAAUUCAACUUCGAGGGAUGUUAUGAGGAACGCUUUGCAGAAGUGCUUUGAAAAUUAUAAACUUUUGUAUCCUGAUGAAACAACGACAAUAGACACAACCACUGAUCCCACCUUUUCACCAGGUUGUAUUGAUGGAAACUUAGACGAUAGAGUCUGUAAACUUGAAGAUUGGAAUCAAGAAUUGGAAGAUAAAAUUGAUAUUCUUACAGAAAAUAAGCAACACAUGCAGGAAGAUAUUGAAAACCUAUUAAAAGAAAAUGAAGAUUUGCGAGAAGAUUUAGAAAAUCAAGUGUUACUGAUUGCUGAUGUUCAGGAUGAGAAUCAGAAACUUCAAACCACAACUGAAGAGCUACAAAAGGAGCUUGAAGAAUUAAAGAACCAAUUUUUAAUAUGGACAACUCGUCCUUGUGCCUGCUUAUAAUUACAAGCUAUUGUUAGAUUCUGUUUUAUUCAAGCAUUUUCUUAAUAAAACCAUGAACAAUCCGGUGUGAAUACAGAAAGCAAUGAUAUCAAAAAAGAAUUUCAGCUCAGCCGCCGUUUUCCUCAUAAACACUUAUUUAUGAUCCGGCAACGACCAUUAUUUAUAUUACAAUGUGUUAUAUAUGAUGCACAUAUAAAAAAUGAGGAAUAAGAAGCAAGCACAACAAAAAAAGAGCUGAGAAUAAAGAAUGGGAGAUGAGACAUUAUCGCAAUAACACUGAAUGAGGCAAAAUGCAAACAUAAAUGGCCAGUAAAAGGGGAGAGAGAUGGAGAGAGAAAUAUGAAACAUUAUAGCCACAAUUUCUCAUCCUACUGCUCACUCUCGCCUCGACAACGGAAAAUUUAUAAACAUAAUUUAUGAUGGCCAUAAAAAAUAAUAAUGUUGUUGCCUUUCCACUGCUCUUUAUGCCUCCUCACACUUUAUAUCGCAUGAUAUAUCUCUCCUUCUCUUUCUCUUUCUCUUCCUCAUUUGGUUUCUGAUUUUGCCUAGAGAACUUUUGGGUUGAGAGAUUCAUGUGAGUUUAAUUUUAUUUCUGGAAGUUGGUUGUUGUGGGGUUUGGGGAUUGUUGGAAUUAGACGCAUAUUUCAUGAACUUUUGACCGUUAAAUUAGACAAAGUGGUAGCUCAUUUUCAGAUGCUAUUGUCUUCAUAUUGGCACUCAAGUGAAGCUCAUCUUUUGAUAAGCUUCAGCUAAGCUUCUUUUUAGCUUCUCCUAAGUUUCCACUCAGUUUCUCCUCAGUUUCAGUUCAGCUUACGCUAAGCAUCGGAUCAGGUUUAGUUUCUGUUCAGCAUUAGUUAUGCUUUAGCACAGCUUCAGUUCAGCCUUAGCUUUGGCUUAGCUUCAGUUCAGCCUCAGCUACAAUUCAGCUUCAGCCUCAGCUACAAUUCAGCUUCAGUUCAUUUUCAGUUCAGCAUCAGCUACAGUUCAGCUUCAGUUCAGCCUCAGCUACAGUUCAGUUUCAGUUCAAUCUCAGCUACAGUUCUGCUUCAUUUAAUCUUCAGCUCUCGCUCAGCUUCAGUUCAGCCUUAGCUUUAGCUCAGCUUCAGUUCAGCUUUAGCUUUAGCUCAGCUUCAGUUUAGCUUCAGCUACAAUUCAGCUUCAGUUCAGCCUCAGCUACAGUUCUACUUCAGCUAAGCCUCAGCUACAGUUCUACUUCAGUUAAGCCUCAGUUUCCGUGCAACACGAUGAAGCGUAGCUUCAGAAACAUAUGAACUUAAUCGGACAAAUCAAAAACAAUACCAACAUGUUUCUUAACUUCCACAUCAACCACCCAGCAAUCCAUAAUUCUUUCCUAGAAAAGAUUGGAACAGUUCACACAAAACAAACAUACAACAGUCAAUGCCAAUGCGCCUGAUUCUGCUAUAGUCAGAGCCUUCAUUCUCCCCCUAUCAAUAUGCCAGCCACCUCUAAAAGUACACCAUAAAUUUUUUUAAUACUGCCUCAUAUUAUUUAUUAACCAUGUUUGCUGUCAAAAAUCUGUUUCCAUAAAUUAAUAAUGCAAAAAAAAUGUUGCUCUAAAUGCUUCAUGAGUAAAUAUAA
Messenger RNA from Chironomus riparius, 3418 nucleotides. The record is from the annotation of a GenBank genome assembly. Lineage: Eukaryota; Metazoa; Arthropoda; Insecta; Diptera; Chironomidae.